Ipomoea nil (Japanese morning glory) is the source of this 2374-nucleotide messenger RNA. RefSeq names its product ATP-dependent DNA helicase PIF1-like. NCBI's taxonomy places the organism in Eukaryota, Viridiplantae, Streptophyta, Magnoliopsida, Solanales, Convolvulaceae. Bases 391 to 1914 code for a protein of 507 amino acids. Gene Ontology annotation, biological process: telomere maintenance; DNA repair. The transcript has 2 exons. Gene Ontology annotation, molecular function: DNA helicase activity; ATP hydrolysis activity. The record is from RefSeq and is a predicted model, not a curated record.
CCCCUCCGCUGAUAAUAUCAAAUUUUCACGUACAGCCCCUCUGCUCUGCUCGUUGGUUUACAGUUUCAACAUCGAUCAUUUGGUAUUCGUUCGACUUCAAAAUUCAAAUUAUCUUCCCAAAGACCUAAUUUUAUUUUUCCGGUAGUUCUGCUAAAGUUUUUAUUGGAAUGAGAUUCUGAGUGAUCGGAAGACUAGACUAGUGGAGUGUUGGCAGGCAUUAUUUACUACUUAAAGGUUUCUUUCUUUCUUUCUGGAUGAGAUUCUGAGUAUCCAUAAGGCGGCGAGUGGAGUGUAUGAUUGAGUACGCGUUAGAAGAAGGGUAGAAUUCAGAUUAGAGAGAACGAACGAGGUGGAUUAGGGUUAAGGUGUUGUAGGUAGAAGUGUAGAACCAUGAAUUUGAUAUUCUCCUCUGCAAUAGCGACGUAUAGAUGUUUCAGCUCUAAGGCAGCAGCUGGGAAAAACAGAAAUUUGGCUCAAAGGGCCAUAAGCAGCAAGAAGGAUUCUUCUAGGAAUGAAUCUUCUUCAUCUUCUAAGCCGCCUAAAAAGAGGACUAGAGUAAAAUGGACUGUGGAACAGUCACAAGUUUUGGAUGCCAUUUCUGCUGGGAAGUCAGUUUUUGUUACUGGGUCAGCAGGAACUGGUAAAACCUUUCUGAUCCAGCAUAUCAUCCGGAAGCUCCGAGAAAUUCAUGGGCGAUCUCGGGUUUAUGUCACUGCUUCUACUGGUGUCUCAGCGUGUGCCCUGAACGGGUACACCCUUCAUUCUUUUGCUGGCAUUGGGCUGGGUGAAGCUACAGCCGAAGAAUUACUACACAAGGUUUGUUCCAAUCGGAGGGUGCGCCACAGAUGGAAAAUGGUCCAGGCUUUGAUUAUUGAUGAAAUUAGCUUGAUAAGUGGAGAAUUGUAUGAUAAACUUGAGUUCAUUGCACGCAAGAUACGAAGUAGUAUAAAUGGAUCCGAUGAGGAGAUGGUUUGGGGUGGUAUUCAAGUAGUUGCGAGUGGAGAUUUCUUUCAAUUACCACCUAUCUUUAAUAAGAACACACAGAAAUUUGCUUUUGAAGCUUCUAGCUGGAAACUGAGCUUUGACACUCAGAUUGAUCUUACUACAGUUUUUAGGCAAUCAGAUCCUCAGCUCGUAAAACUUUUACAGGGAAUAAGGAAAGGGGAAUAUGAUUUCGAGGACUUAAAUCUAUUGGAAAAUCACUGCUCAAAUUUGGAGCCUGAUCCUUUAGCUGUAAAGCUCUAUCCAAGGAAUGAUGAUGUAUAUAGAGUAAACAAAAAGCACCUGGAUAGCUUACAUCAGGAUCUUAUUGGUUAUCGAGCUGUUGACAAUGGUGAGGAUAGUUGGAAAGAACAGCUAAAACUGGGAAUAGCACCUGAUUUUCUUGAACUCUGUGUAGGCGCAAGGGUGAUGUUGACAAAGAACUUGAAUGCCCGGCACAAACUCGUGAAUGGUGCUGCUGGUACUGUUAUUGGUUUUGAAUCGGUUAAUGGUACUUAUGAAACAUUUGGCACUAACUGGUUACCUGUAGUGAAAUUUGACUUUAAACCAAAAAAACUUAUUAUUCGUCCAGAAACAUGGUCUAUAAUGGAUGGUGAGGAAGUUGUUGCCGUAAGAAAACAGAUUCCCCUCAUACUAGCAUGGGCUCUAAGCAUCCACAAAUGUCAAGGGAUGACUCUAAACUGCCUUUAUACAGAUCUCAACCGAGCUUUUGGCUAUGGGAUGGUUUAUGUGGCACUUUCACGUGUGAAAAGCUUGGAAGGUCUUCAUUUGUCAAGUUUCAACCCUAAUAUUAUAAAGGUGCACCCGAAAGUAUUGAACUUCGAUAAGAGAUUGUGUAGUCAGCCGGAUCAACCAAAGGAAGAUGCUGUCACCAAAAAAAAACAAGGCGGCAGCAGCACGUGUAACCAAUGAGUUGGCCGAUCCUCACUCAAAUCUUAAUACAAGGAAAUUAUAAGAUUUUUCUUUCAUGAUAUGCUGUGGUGAUAUGAAUGAUAGGGCACCAACCCAACUGAAUUGGUGACUACAGGAUAAAGUACUCAAUCUUCUUGAUUCAUGGCAUUGCUGGAAAAAUCAUCAGAUAUUUUUUCCUUUUUCUUGGAUUAAAACUUGGUAGAAAAAGACUAGCUUAUAGGAUACUUCAAUAAUAACCUCUGAUUGUUAGCCUUCAUAUUUUCCUUCUGGGAGUUCUGGAACUUAUGCCAUUUUUCAUAGUAUACCAUGCAUUUUACUCUGGUACUUUUUGUAUACAAUCUUAGGAAUACAGAAAAUUAGCUGAACAUAUUAGAGAAGGGAAAAUGGAAGAUUGCUUAUAAGAUUUAAUUAUAGAUUUUAGAAAGUACAUCUGCUUCUAUGAUUGGAGUAGUGUUUUCUG